Messenger RNA from Purpureocillium takamizusanense, 1944 nucleotides. RefSeq names its product Signal recognition particle subunit SRP72 (gene srp72). The transcript has 2 exons. The coding region runs from base 1 to 1944 and encodes 647 amino acids. Gene Ontology annotation, molecular function: ribosome binding; protein binding; 7S RNA binding. Gene Ontology annotation, biological process: SRP-dependent cotranslational protein targeting to membrane. The record is from RefSeq and is a predicted model, not a curated record. Gene Ontology annotation, cellular component: signal recognition particle, endoplasmic reticulum targeting. Lineage: Eukaryota; Fungi; Ascomycota; Sordariomycetes; Hypocreales; Ophiocordycipitaceae.
AUGCCUCAAGACCCCGCGACUGUUCUCGCCGCCCUGUUGCGCGCAGCAACAAUCGACGAUCACGAAGAGGUGCUCAGGGCCGCCAACGCUGCCAUCAAGGCCAACCGUGCCGAUGUGGGCGCUCAACACACUCGUGUAGUUGCCCUGCUUAAACUUGACCGCUUCGACGACGUCAUACGCGCCAUAUCCGAGGGCGGGGUCAAGGUCGAAUCUCGCUGCGCUCUUGAGCAGGCGUACGCCCUGUACAAGCUUGGCAAGCUCGACGAAGCGGCCGCCCUGCUCAAAUCAUUCGGCUUGGAGAAGCGCAGCUUCAGUCAUGUCGCCUCUCAGGUUGCUUACCGCGCCGAGAGGUUCGGCGAGGCCGAGCUCAUCUACAGGCGGCUGCUCACCUCGGGCGAUGCAUUGCAGGAAGAGAACGACCUGAACAUCAAUUUGCGGGCGACAUUGGCUCAGGCCGAGUGGCAAGGAAGCUUGACUGCUGCCGGAUCGACUGCCGACCAAGCACAGGACACCUUCGAGCUUUGCUAUAACGCUGCGUGCGCUUACAUUGCCAAGGGAGCUCUUGACACGGCUGGAACCCUGCUUCAGCGCGCCGCCAAGCUGUGCGACGCGUCUGAGGACUUGACUGAAGCCGACAAGAAGGCUGAACUGAAGCCCAUUCUUGCCCAGCAGGCAUAUGUGCAUGCCAAACUUGGAAACACCCAGCGGGCACUGGAGCUGUAUCGGUCGCUGGAUGUCGAUGGCGAUGCGGACCCUGACUUUGUCGUUGUGGCACAAAACAAUAAGGCUGCGCUCGAGGCGAAGCCGCCGAACCCAUUCCUUCUUCAACGCCAAGUUGCUACGUGGCUGUCUGGCGCUAUUGAUGCCAAACUAUCCAACUACCAAUCCACCGUACUAUCCAGAAAUCAGUCUGUGGUUGACAUUCUGGCGCAAAAGGGUGACGGAGUGCGAGAAAGGACACGCAAGUUACUGGACCAAGCUCGUCGGCCUACGAUACGGCGGGACGUCAACUAUAACGCAGUGAUAAGAGCCGCAACGGAGACUCAGGGCCUUGCCGACAAGGAUGCUCUCCGAGAGCUUGCGUCCCUGUCCAAGAAGUAUCCCAGCAAUGUUGGCCUUGUGCUCAUAGCCGUCCAACUGCUCCUGAAGCGCAAGAGCCGCGGCGCAGCGUUGUCUGUGCUUGAGUCUUUCUUCGCUCGACUGGACAAGAGUGACCAAGAGCAGGAUCUCGAAGUGCGGUUCAGCCCAGGUCUAGUUGCCCUCGCAGUAUCCCUUAUGCGAACCCAAGGCCGUGCCACCUCUGCCAAGUCGGAGCUGAUCAAGGCCGCUACAUACUGGCGGGAUCGCCCUGUUGGCGCGUCAUCUUCGCUUCUGAGAGAGGCCGGGGUGGAAUUGUCGAGGUCAUCUGACGCGGGCGACCUGUCGCUGGCUGCUUCGGCCUUCCAGAGACUUCACGCGGAGAACAAGGACGACCCUGUGGUCACUGCAGGUUUGGUCGCCUCCCUGGCUGCGUCUGAUGUAGCCAAAGUCGAACACCACGCCGCUCAGCUGCCGCCGGUCCAGGCCUUGGUCGAAGGGAUAAAUGUCGAAGGGCUCAUCCGUGCUGGGGUUGCCGGAACUGCCGGCAGCGCCGCGCCCACGAAAAAGAGACCAGCUCCGGAGGAAACUAGCGACGAAAAGGCGGCCAAGAAGCGCCGAAGAAGGAGGCUGCCCAAGAACUACGUCGCGGGUAGAGCCCCCGAUCCGGAACGGUGGCUGCCCCUCCGAGACCGCUCCACAUACCGGCCCAAGGGCAAAAAGGGGAAGAAGAAGGCUGGUGAGUCAACGCAAGGCGGAAUCGUCAAGGAGGAGGAGACGCUGGACCUUGUGGGAGGGGGUGGUGUCAAGGUGGAGAAGGCGUCUGCUUCAAACCCAUCGAAGAAGAAAAAGAAGGGCAAGAAAUAG